Alternaria ventricosa is the source of this 1389-nucleotide messenger RNA. RefSeq lists its product as uncharacterized. Bases 1 to 1389 code for a protein of 462 amino acids. The record is from RefSeq and is a predicted model, not a curated record. NCBI's taxonomy places the organism in Eukaryota, Fungi, Ascomycota, Dothideomycetes, Pleosporales, Pleosporaceae. The transcript is spliced from 2 exons.
AUGGCCUUCGGACUGAGCUUACCACAGCCUUAUGCCGAAGCAGAGUACUCGUACAUCAAAGGGACUGGAUACAAUGCGACUCACUGGACUCUGACUGUGCGGUGCAAAGGUUGCUCCCAAUGGCAUGACGUGGACGGUAAUCUGGUUUCCAUCGACGCGAAUGCAUCUGCGCAAAAGUUCGCUUAUGGUUUAUCGAGUAGACUACCUGCUGAGCCGGCGAACAAUAGAUCUACCUUCAACGUGCACAAUUCCUUUGGAAACUACCGAAUUGACCUCACACAAGGUCAGAAUGCGGAUUUCGACGAGUUGGUUGCUGCGAACCUCAUCGAUGCACACAGAAUCGCGCCAAACGGCUGCCUCACCUCGUCCAAGAUUGUCAUCGCUCAGCGGAACCUCAACCAUGGCAUUGUGCUCAGCCACGAUGGGAAGACGCUGUUCGCUAGCUCUGCGACUUCAGUAUUCUCAUGGCCAUAUGAUGCAACCACCAUGAGCGUAUCUGAGAACGCAACAACAGUCUUGACAGGCAUGGACAGUAGAGGCCAUGUCACCAGGACGCUAGCAAUCCCUCCAAAGUACCCAAACCUGCUCCUCGUAUCUCAUGGCUCGAAUGAUAACUUCGAUUACGGUUCUGCGGAUAUCGCAACCGGCCGAUCCUGCAUCAAAGUCUUUGACACGACCACUGUUCCUGACGAUGGCUACGACUACCCAAGUAGUGGCUACCAGAUGGGCUACGGGCUCCGCAAUGAAGUCGGCCUAGCAUUCGAUGCUGACGGCAUGCUUUGGGGUGUCGAGAAUUCUUCGGACGAGCUGCAUCGCACUAUUGACGGGAUAUCCGUGGAUAUUCACACUGACAACCCAGCUGAUGAAAUCAACUACCUCGGAGAUCCAUCCAAAGAGAACACGGACUGGUACGGGUACCCCACCUGUUAUACCGUCUUCAACCCGGCAUCUAUUGCAGACAAACCAUUCACGAUAGGCGACCAGUUCGUUCUGGAGCCUAAUGCGACCUUCACGGACGAUACCUGUAAGACCCGCAGUAUACCACCGCGUCUUGCUCUUCCGGCGCACUCCGCACCCCUUGAUGCGAGCUUCAACAAGAACUUCACUAGCAUGUACAUUACACUCCAUGGAUCGUGGAACCGCAACCCUUCUAUUGGAUACAAGAUCAUUGAAGUGCCGUUUACCAAGGGUGCGAACGGCUUCGGACCGAAAGCAGCCGUGAAUAGUACGCAGAAUUGGGCUGAUAUAUUUUGGAAUCCGGAUGUCGAGUCUUGCUCAACUACGCAAUGUUUCAGGCCUGUGAGUAUUGCGCAGGACGGCUAUGGUAGGAUGUAUGUGACUAGUGAUAGCGGGGCGGAGGGGGAAAUGAUUAUCAUUGGAAGGGAGUAG